AUGAACUUGUCAGGCGAAGAAUGCACUGUGUCAAAAUUCUUGGCCAAUAGCAAUCUUGAUUCUGAUCUUAGAAAAGAAACUAUAUUCACUGGUGGGAAUCAGGAAGGCAUGGACUUAUCUGCUAACAUUCAGAUAGAUCAGUGUGUUGUUGAUGCUGAACAGCAUGGUGCACCUGAAGGUCCAAAGGGCAAAGGAAAUAAGGUUACCAGCCAUGGAGUUGGUGAUUGUGAAGAUAGUGAGCGACAAUGUGCAAACGAGAUCCAAUGUCAGUAUAAAAAUAAACUGGAUGCUAGAGUUUCUACCGUUUCCAUCAGUUCUGAAGGUUUUCCUUUCAUGACAGAUGUGCAUGUGGAUACGAAAGGCAAGGAAAUACAAACUGAAGGGGUAAGUGCUCAUGGUGCUGUGAUGUGCCAUGAUAAAAGGGGGACAACCAGUGGCUUAAACACAGACUUGCCUAAAUUGCCAGUUAUAAUGGAGUUGACUGCUUCCAGUAGCAAGCCUGUUAAAACUUGUCAGGCAACAAGAGAGAAACACCUUGGAAAGGACAAUGUGUCUCAAGUGAGGUCAAGCUCAAUCGAGGCAUCUCCUGCAACUGCAAAAAACAAGAAUGAAUAUGUAAAAAACAAAACUGAAUAUGUAGGCGGAGGGCAGAUGAGCACAAAAGCUAUUAGUGGAGCAAUGAAGCAUCCAGUACUACGAGAGGGGGAAUCCAAUGUUAAUAGUCCAGCAACUAAGCAUGUUUAUAACCCAUUCAAACAUAGUCACAUUAAGCAUGACGACAGCAGGUACAAGUAUAGAGAGGGAAACAAGGUAACUUCGCCUUCAACUAAGUCAUUUGGUUACAGGAAUGCUACUUCUGCUAGGUCAGUUCCUGAUGGUACGGAGAAAGAAAGGUUGAUUGAUGAUAACGAGAAACAUGUCAAUUUAUAUUCUCAAGGGAGAAGGCAUUCAAAAUUCGUAACUAACAAUCAUGAUCAGACAAUUGGCCAACGUGAAUCUGAUUACAUGAACAAUCGAAGGAACUAUAAUCAUCAUUUUACUCGGGAUCCUGACAUCCAGCAUGGACCAGGACAUAGUAAUCCCAGAAAAUCACGAUAUAUGAGGCAUAAUGAAGAUACGGUUCCAUUUAUUGCUCCUCCAAAUGGUAGCACCCAUAGAUCAUUGAGAAGGAUGACAGACUAUCCAAAUGGUAGCACCCAUAGAUCAGUGAGAAGGAUGACAGACUAUCCACAGGAUCGUCUUUUUCCAUCUUGGAGGCAGCCCCAAGGGCCUCGAGAGCAACCGAGUGGUAGACGCCAAAUAAAAGACACUGACACCAACAGGAUUGUUGGGAGAGAAAUUCCUGAUUAUGUGAUUUGCGAGGAUAAAAUCACAAGUUUACCUGGUGAAAUAGCAGAUAAUUUGCUACAUUCACACUCAAAUUUGCAUUAUGAACGAACUGAUAAUGACUUUCUGUUGAGGGGCAGUAGCGUUUCUCCAACCAGAUCUCCAGUGCGUUUGUAUCGAUCAUGCUCACCCAUUCAAUGGUUGUCACCUGGGAGAGUACCUGGAAUGUACAUUGAUGAUGAUGCAGAUUUAACAACAGAUGGACCUUCACUUGAUAGAGUUGAGAUGGUUAGGAAUCAUCUGGAAGAUGAGAUAACGAGUAGGCAUGCUUUACUUCGACGCCCUCAGUUUCAACCUGACAUGAGAGAAAUGCAUUUGGCUAGAGAACUUGAUUUAGCUAGGGCUGGUAGAGCUUUGAGGAAUAGAAGAUAUGAGAUGAGACUAGCUGAAAAUACCGAGUAUGAUACAGAGUAUCUGGAACCUUCAUACUCUGUGGACGAAUUAGUUGAUAGCAGGGACUAUGAUGACAGUCAUGGACUUGUACAAACACGUCAUAUUACUAGUGGUGUUGAUCCCAGCCGUGUUUUUCCUGAUGAUGCUCAUUGUCCGAGAUCAAGAGAAUAUAAUGACAGGCAGGGAUUCGUACAAGUACGACCGCGUCACAUGCCUAGCACUGAGGAUGAUAAUCUUGCUCCUUUUGGUGAUGCAUAUCCUAGAUCGACAAAGUUUUUCCCUGACAGUGAAAUGAAUCAUGUCGGGGGCAGCUCCCGAAACUUCCGCAAUCAUGUAAGGAAUCGACUCGGACCUGCUGGAGCUAACAGAUUAAAGAACAAGUUGGAAGAGGAAGUAGAUUACAGAUACCACCGUAAACAGCGAUGGUGUGAUGGUGCUUCCGGUGAUGCGAGGUUGAAAAAGAGAAAGAGUUAGUACAGUUUGCUUAGCAUGCUUCACAGGCAACCAACUAUGGUCUUUUGGCUUAUUCUGUCUGUUCAUCCAGAUGGAUCGUAGCCAGAGAUAACAGCAAUAAUUACAGAAUGACAAUUGACUCGGUGGUUGUCUCCCACUGUGAUUGCUGUGCGGUAACAGUUUCUAGCUACAAAUUGUACUUUCAGAAAUGCUCAUGCCGAGUGCUCUCUAGAGAUCUGCCUCAUUAUUGAACAACAAUUACGCUUUGCUUUUAGCCUUGCACAUCUUACGGAUUAAGCGUACCUUUUGAGACUGCAGUAUCAUUUCUCUCUGCUAACGUUCCUAUGCCUAAAGAAAAGGGCGACCAACCUGUUUUGGUGGAAUCUAUAAAAUACGCGAGGAAUCGUUGCUGGUCGCUGGCACCUGCUACUUCAAUUUGAUUUAAUAUUAAGAGGGAUUUUCCAUUGAUUUCCCAUCGGAAUCAUCCCACUUCUUCCUUCUUAGGCUAAUAUGCUGCUCGUAUUGUUUCAGAAAAAUAAGAGAUGGAAAAAGAUCGGGCAUUACUUAUAUUUGCCAGGCAGCAACUUUAUUAUAGCCUUCUUGCCAGAAUUUUGAUGCCCUCGGAUAGUUCAUGCUUGAUGCCUGUGUUAGAAAUGACAGACAGAUCUCUUCCAGUUAAUCGGGCAUUUGAUGAAGAUAAGCUCAACAGCAAUGCUGGUAGUGCUUUACCACUCUUAUGCUGUGUUAGUCUCAAACUUUUGAUUGUACGGCAGAUAAUUUCCGGUUUAUAUGAUGCUUAAUGCUCAAUCAGUCAUUUGGAGAAAAAAAUGAAUAGUAUAUGUAAUAAGACAACUGAUGAGAAUGGGAAUAGAAGAAACUUAGGUGUGUUUGGUUA
This is a messenger RNA of Zingiber officinale, 3127 nucleotides long. RefSeq lists its product as uncharacterized. The record is from RefSeq and is a predicted model, not a curated record. The transcript is spliced from 2 exons. Lineage: Eukaryota; Viridiplantae; Streptophyta; Magnoliopsida; Zingiberales; Zingiberaceae. The coding region runs from base 1 to 2253 and encodes 750 amino acids.